AUCAUCGCAGCUCGCCAGUUUCCGGUGUUCCCCGGUUGUGAUCUCCAGUUUGAACUCGACCACGACUAUGGCAUCUCGUCUCGGAAGACAAGCUUUCGCGCGUGUUACGCGCACUGCCCGCCCCCGCUUCGGCGCUCCCAAGCGCUUCAUGAGCGCUGACUCUCACGCACCCAAGGCUUCUUCCGACUUGCCCUGGAUUGCUGGCGCACUGGCUGUCACCGUCCCUUCUCUUGCAUACCUCCUCAAGGACACCUUCGCCAUCAAGGCUAAAAUCGCUGCUGGACAUCACGGACACGACUCGCAUGCUGAGCACACCGAGAAACAUGACCCGGAACCAGUCGCGGAGACCCCCGCAGAGCCGGUUAUCAUGAAGGACGAUGAGGGUAAAGAGGAAGACGUGUCGGCUUCCGUCGAACAGGCCGUGGAAGCGGAUGCUCCUGUUCCCGAAGUCGCAUCUACCCCCGCAGAAACCGCUCCUGAGCCUGCUGCCGAACCACCAAAAGAGGAGGAAGAGGCCAAGUAGGCAACUAGAUCAGAGUAUAUACUGUGUGAAAUCAGCGAUAUAUUCUUCCGCGCCGUCAUGCCGAUCUUUAGCUAGCUAGCGGUGGAUCACUGAAGAGGAACGUCCACAACGCUUCAGGAUUCCGAUAGUCAUGGUGGACUAUGCUGACGAGCCACCGCUCUUCGCCCACUUUCUCCAACAACUUCCGUUCUUCUGAUUGGGGGUUGAAAAGGGAUGCCCAUUCUUGCCAAAUUGAAUAUGCUUCAUCCUAGCGCGCGGUCAGGCCCCCUUCCAGUAGCGUCUGCGGGUGUACGCACUUUCCAUGACAAGAACGAUUCCUCUUCGAUGAUUGUAGUCUGGACGACUUCCUGUCCGGGAAAGACACCCCAUGUGACAGCAUUCCGUGCACCGUCCGGGACAUUCCCACGACAGUCGCCCUGACGUUGUUAGCGCAUGCGAUAGUGAAGAAUCGCGGGGGACGCGCACCUCUUUACGACCUGCAAACCAAUGCACCCACCCUUCUCCUCGUUCAAUCACACGCUUUUCGAUCAAGUCCACGUCUGAUGCCGUGCAGAAAAACUCCACGAACCCCUUCUGGAAGAUGUAGCCAGCACGAGGACCCCAGCCUACGAUCUGGUCAUUGGACGGAGCACCAUCGACGGCUGGCUGAGAGCCCACAGUCCACCACCCUCGACGAGUAAGACGCUCGAGAUGCGGAAGGAUCAAGUGCGACUCGGCUGAGAGUGGACCAGGAGAGAAUGGUGUUACGAGGAGUGAGCCAUGCAGAUGACCAAGGAAUAUGUCCGUCAGGUCUUCGACAGUGCGCGGGUUCCCGCACUGUGAAAUGAUCUCGGCGUGCUUUUGAAUAUUAUCAGCAGAACCCUUGACUGUUAUGCCUACUCGCUUACACCGACGGCGGGACCACCCCAGAGGCCGGUGUCUCCAUAAGCGGGACUCUUAAAGUCUCCGAAUCGGCCGUUGGGAAAGUCAUCCCAACUAGAGGCGUUGUUGAGUUCGCCACGGCCAGCUUCUCCCUCGGUUUGAGGAAUAUUUGUUAAGCCUAGAGUAGCCGAUGAAGUGGCUGUAGAUGGUGUUAUUGUCAGUUCGUUUGCCGACGACGAUUCCUAGACGGAUUGUGAAGGAAGAUUCUUCCAUCAAGCUGGUGAAAUCACCUCGAUGAGUUUGUUGGGGAUCAUGGCUGGGGAACGGGUCCAUGUCAAUCCUUCGAGAACACGUUGCACGCUUUUCUCCAAGUUGAGUGUGCACAUAUGAACUCCCGGUACAUCGCCUUCCGCUGUCAGCCGCUUGAUCAUCUUCACCGCCAGCUUGACUCCGAAAUCCUUCACUAGUUGGUCAUCAUUCUGAGGCGCGUUAGCGCGGGCUGUGGAUCGGGCAGGGUAAACAUACCCGAAUGGGUUCCAACUCCGCCAAAAUCGAGUCGGGCACUCGAGCGCCACAAAGUUUGGUCAUACGCAAGAAGGACGCGUAGGUCUGGAUGGGCAUGACGCCAGGAAUAAUCGGCACAUUGAUCCCUGCUUCACGAGCCUUGUUCUGCCACUGUAAGAAGCCGUCGGCGUCGUAAAACAGCUGCGUGACGACGUAAUCUGCGCCGGCAUCAACUUUGAGUUUGAGAUACUCUAUCUCUGCGGUUUCGUCAUCCAGCUGUCCUGUGUGUCCAUCUGGGUAACCAGCGACACCAAUACAGAAAUAGGAAGCAUAUUCCGGAAGAGACCGGAUGUACGCGACCAGAUCAGUUGCGUGCGUGAAUCUUGGGUCGGUUGGGAUCCAUUCCUCCUCGCCUCUUGGAGGAUCU
Messenger RNA from Mycena citricolor, 2315 nucleotides. The record is from the annotation of a GenBank genome assembly. Lineage: Eukaryota; Fungi; Basidiomycota; Agaricomycetes; Agaricales; Mycenaceae.